Marchantia polymorpha subsp. ruderalis is the source of this 1041-nucleotide messenger RNA. NCBI's taxonomy places the organism in Eukaryota, Viridiplantae, Streptophyta, Marchantiopsida, Marchantiales, Marchantiaceae. The record is from the annotation of a GenBank genome assembly.
AUGGAAUCUGUGGUGGACAGAUGUGUGAGGCUCAGAUCCAUUCAACUGUCCACGAUUUACAAGACGCAUUGUGAAGCUGCAGCACCGAUGGAACUAAGUAUGAGUAGAUCAACGUUUCCUGGCGCGAGCAUCAGCAGUCACCUAGCUCGUGAACUCCGUAUUUCACGCUCCAGAACACUCGGCCGCAAUCCGUUUCCUGGUGCACUAGUGAAUGGUUGCGGUGGUACGUUGCAUGGGAUAGCCGCGACCGCAUCAGCUGACAGUUGUGCAGAUAUGAGCCAGCAAAAGAGUAGGAUCGAAUUCCCCCCUGAAUUGAAUCCUGAGGUAAUGCCCAAGCAUGUUGCUCUUAUCUUAGAUGGCAACAAUCGUUACUCGAAGGCGAGAGGCGUGAGGGGAAGUGAAUGCUUCGAAGUUGGGCUCAAGAAGAGUCUCAAAGAGGCUGUGAGAGUCAGCGUUGAUUGGGGAAUCGAGAUACUCACACUCUUUUACUUUUCUUACGACAACUGGAAUCGGGAGAAGGUUGAAGUUGACACAAUAUUUGGGCUUUUCGAGAUGUAUCUGAUCGAGUACAGAGAAGCCGUAAUGAGGUAUAACAUUCAGUUUUCGGUCAUGGGCACUCUAGAGAGAUUUCCUGAGACUUUGCAAAAACUGGUGGCUGAGGUGACAGAAGAGUCUCGCAACAACAAGGGACUCAAGGUUGUCGUGGCAGCCGGGUACGGUGGAAGACAGGACAUUCUUCAAGCUACUCAGAGAAUAGCUCAACUGGUGGCUAACAAAGAACUCUCCAUCGAUGAGAUAACCCUGGACGAGUUCGAGUCCCAUCUCAUGACAAAAUACAUGAAUCCAUCCAAUGUUGAUCUUAUGAUCCGAACGAGCGGAGAGCAGAGAGUUAGCAAUUUUCUUCUUUGGCAGAUGGCGUGGACCGAGUUUGUAUUUUUGAAGGAAAACUGGCCCGAAUUUAGACGUGAUUCGAUGAAGAAUGCAUUAAUCAGUUACCAGUCUAGGGACCGAAGGCUUGGUCUAAGAAAGACCAAAUUCUGA